AUGUGUUUUGGAUCAUUAUCUGUUGUUGCUGAUUGUAAAGAAUCUACUGAUGAUUAUUUAAGUGAUUUAGCAGGAAGUUGUAAAUUAACACAAAAAGCAGUAAUUACAUUCAUGGAAGCUAUUCCAUCAAUUUAUAAACAUGGGUCUGAGUGUAAAGGUGAUGAAGGGUUAAUACAAAAAUACGUUGAAUGUUUAGUAAAAAUUCCAGUUAAUUCAGGUUCUAUUACAGAAAAGAAAGAAACAAUUGAAUUUACAUAUUUUUAUGAACAAAUUAUUGAAAGAUUAAAGAGACAAGAAUUUAAACCAGUUAUUAAACAAAAAUAUAUUGAAGCAAGUUUAGGAUUAGUUGCUAGUGUCAGUCGUAAAUAUAUUUAUCAAAUCAUUAACACUAAUACAAAAAAAAUUAAGUCUAUUGUUGGACAAUUCUUAGCAAUGUCUAAAUGUAUUUCACAUUUAAAACCUAAAGAUUUUAAAUAUCUUCAAAAUACUAAAAAAUUUGAUUCAAAAGAAUUUGAAAAAGACUGUGAUAAAGCUGAUAAAGACUCUAAAGAACAAUUCCAAAAAGAAUUAUUUUAUAAUGUAAAUAUGCAAAGAGGAUAUGAUCUUGAAAUUCUUUAUAUGUUAGAAAUUGCUGCACUUGCAACUGAUUUAAUUAAUACUAUUCAAGACUUUAUUGAUGCUGUUUAUACGGUAAUUGCUUUUAAUGAAAAGAAAAUAAAUUAG
Molecule: messenger RNA, 723 nt
Organism: Entamoeba dispar SAW760
Lineage: Eukaryota; Evosea; Mastigamoebida; Endamoebidae
Exons: 1
Coding region: 1-723 (240 amino acids)
Source: RefSeq, a predicted model, not a curated record